Globicephala melas (long-finned pilot whale) is the source of this 430-nucleotide messenger RNA. It is a transcript of the gene LST1, whose product is annotated as leukocyte specific transcript 1. The record is from RefSeq and is a predicted model, not a curated record. NCBI's taxonomy places the organism in Eukaryota, Metazoa, Chordata, Mammalia, Artiodactyla, Delphinidae. Gene Ontology annotation, biological process: cell morphogenesis; immune response; dendrite development. Gene Ontology annotation, cellular component: membrane.
CGUGACUCACCCCAGGCCAUUUAGCCUGGAAGAGCAGCGCUAGGUUUCCCAACCUGCAGGCUAGUCUUCAGUCCCCAACCUAAUGGAAACUUGUGGGAUAAAAGACAAAUGCCCUUACCUAUAUGGGGGCCUAGGGCUGGGGGUGCUUCUGUUCCUCGUCAUGGUCAUUCUGUCCGUCUGCCUGUGUCGGCUCCGUGGGAGAGUGAGGAGGCUGGAGAGGAGCUGGGCCCAGCUCUCGCAACAGGAGCUCCACUAUGCGUCCCUGCUGAGGCUGCCUGAACGGGAGGGACCUGACCUCGGCAACCAAGAAAGGGAAGGCAGCAAGGAGGACCCCAGCACAGACUACGCCUGCAUUGCCAAGAACAAACCCGUCUGAGCACCCCCAGAUGCCUCGUCCAACCCAGGCGGGUGGUCAGGGCCAUGCGGUAAA